Molecule: messenger RNA, 651 nt
Organism: Striga asiatica
Lineage: Eukaryota; Viridiplantae; Streptophyta; Magnoliopsida; Lamiales; Orobanchaceae
Source: the annotation of a GenBank genome assembly
AUGUUUGAUUUUCUGGAUCGUCUCCAUCUCAACUGUGAACUCGCGCUCCCCUUGCCACCUGACGUGGAUCGGUUUCUUGAUCGUGACCACACUCCCGUCGGCGAACAUGACUUUUUAGAGAGGCUUCUCGAAUGCGGCAAGGUUUAUGUUGAGGGCUUCACGGGCGCUUACUUUCUAGCCGCCGCUAUAUGGGCCCGAGUGGGCCUCCACGUAGGCCUCGAGGGCGGCCUUUUUCUUCUUCCGCCGCCUCUUACGGGCCUCAACUGCAACAAGGAUCACCCCAAAUACGCACAAGAGCGAAAAGAGAAUGCCCAUUACCACACUUCGUGCAGAGGAUGUCUGUCGACGGUGCGAAUGCCAGGUGGGCCCACAGAGCGGAACUCGUCUGUGAAUACCGGCCAUGUAAGCAUCGGCACCCCUACGCCGUCCCUCGAGCAUUUAAUUCCACUCGUAGUUCAUCACGAACCCCCCAACGCUCGGGUAGGAGAGUACGAUCACCUGCGCGGGAGCCACCUGUGGAUCACGAGUCCACGACACAAGCUCGAGCUCCUCGUCCGACACGCUGCUCCUCACGACCCACACGAAAGGUCGGCCCAACGCCUCAAGGCUCAAGUUGAGCUCCUCUUAACGAAGUGGGUUUUAACUGGCUGA